Messenger RNA from Phycodurus eques (leafy seadragon), 5672 nucleotides. It is a transcript of the gene amot, whose product is annotated as angiomotin. Lineage: Eukaryota; Metazoa; Chordata; Actinopteri; Syngnathiformes; Syngnathidae. Gene Ontology annotation, cellular component: cytoplasmic vesicle; plasma membrane; bicellular tight junction. The record is from RefSeq and is a predicted model, not a curated record. The transcript is spliced from 12 exons. Gene Ontology annotation, molecular function: signaling receptor activity. Gene Ontology annotation, biological process: actin cytoskeleton organization; hippo signaling; regulation of cell migration. Bases 283 to 3249 code for a protein of 988 amino acids.
UUCCUUUUUAUGGAAAAACACAUUUCUAUGCAAUCCGAUGAAAUCUAAGCGUUUUUGUUGAAUAAAUAACCAAUCAAAAAGUUCACAGUUGAGCGGUCGGAUAAUUGUAGUAUUCGGUGUCUGCAUAGUGAGAUGCAGCCUGAGUCUCGCGGUAACGGAUAAAAGUUGCGAGUCAUGUUUCACUGAAGACGGAUGGAAGAAACACGGACGUAAUUGAAAGGAAGUAAAGACCCUGGACAGGGCUUGGCUUUCUUUGAACUUCGUAGUCAAUGCACGGCGUAGAUGAGGACCACAACUGAAGAGUCAUCCAGAAGCAGUAACAGUGCUGGACGUGGCAGUAGCACCGUCCUGCAGCGUCUUUUGCAGGAGCAGAUGAAUCUGAGUUUUGUGAUGCAGCAACAGCAGGUAGGAGUUGGAGCUGGCAGUGGAGGGAGCGGGCAGGCUGGCGCUUCAGAAGAGCUUUCCAGGACACCCCACAUUGCCCGACAGGAGCCCCAGGGCCAGGAGCUACAGGCAGAUGGUCUGGAGAAAUUAAGUUCCAGAGCAGUGGGUGGUGGUGUGAGCAAUGGAGGAGGAGGAAGCAGCGGUGGAGGUGGUUCAACUAGCCAGGGUCAGUGCCAAAGCCCAGAAGAACUCCCUACUUAUGAGGAAGCUAAAGUUCAGUCACAGUACUUCCGUGGCCAUGGUCCACCUCUUUUACAUCAACAACAGAGCAACCAGCCCCAACAGAAGACACUCCCUACCUCAGUGGGUGCUACCUUCUAUGUCACUGGGGUAACUGAUUCUAAGGUGCGCACAGAAGGUCGGCCCACCGUACAGCGUGUUAAUGGGGCAGUUAAGGUACACCAAGAUGAUGGACUAAAGGAUCUUAAACAAGGGCAUGUCCGUUCUCUAAGCGAACGGCUAAUGCAGCUCUCCCUUGCCACUAGUGGUGUCAAGGCGCAUGCUCCAGUCAUUAGCUCUUCACUCUCCCCACAGCUUUCCCCUCCAGGGCAGCCAGGUGAUUACUACAAGCCCCAGUAUCGUGGCCCACCUCCAGACUACCCUUUUAAAGGAAUGAGGUCACCUAUGAAGCAGCAAGAGACUGGAAGUCCUUUUCAUCAGGGGCAGAGAGGGAGGGAGCCUUCAAGAGAAGUGCCGCAUGUCAGAUAUCAGCCUCCACCAGAGUAUGGCUCAUUCAGGUCCAAUAAGGAGGGUUCGGUUACUUUCCAAAAGUACCUUCACCACCACAGCCCCACCUCUUCCAUCACCUCCACUGGUUCUUUGUCCCGGGCCCAAUCUUCUACUAUGUAUAGCUUACCAAGUCCAUUUCAUACCCCCUAUUCCUCGCACCUAUCUGCCCCCCACCAACAGCCACAUGAUCGUGGUGAGACUUUUCACAGCAUGGGGAUUCGCAAUCUCCAGGGUCUUGUUUCCAACCAGGUAGGUGAGACUUUCACCCCUGUGCCUCUCAACACAACACCACAAAGAUGUCAUGGUUUUCCUAAUGACUCCAACGGCUCCUUGCCUCUGUUUCACAACAAACAGGAACGGACUCAUCCAUAUCAACAACAGCAUUCUCUAGGCUUGCCCCAUCCACAGCCUCAACCCUUUGUUCAAGCCAGACAUUUCCCCCAUCUACAUUCUUACUCCCACAUGCAGGGGCAGACCUUUGAAAUAAUGGCACAUGCUCAACAGAGGGUGGACAUGCUCAAUGAAGAGAACAGAGUGCUGAGGCAAGAGAUGGAUGCCUGCCGUGAUAAAGUCACCAAGCUGCACAAGUUUGAAACAGAGAUUCAGCUGGUAUCAGAGGCCUACGAAACCCUUGCUAAUUCUUCUUCCAAGAGGGAAGCUCUGGAGAAAACAAUGAGGAACAAGCUAGAAUUGGAGGUCCGGCGUCUGCAUGACUUUAACAGGGACCUAAGAGACCGCAUGGAGACCGCCAACAAGCAGCUCACUGCUAAAGAGUCUGAUGGCUCAGAAAACAACCGUAAGACCAUAUCCCAACUGCUUGCAAAGAACAAAGAGACUAUGCGUGAGAAGGAAAAACUAGAGAUGGAGCUGAAUGCGCUGCACUCCACCACAGAAGACCAGAGGAGACACAUUGAAAUCAGAGACCAGGCCCUUAACAAUGCCCAAGCCAAAGUGGUCAAACUAGAGGAGGAGCUAAAGAAGAAACAAGUUUAUGUGGAAAAGGUGGAAAGAAUGCAGCAGGCUCUGGCUCAGCUACAGGCAGCUUGUGAGAAGAGAGAACAACUUGAACAUCGACUUCGUACAAGGCUGGAGAAAGAGCUGGAAUCACUACGCAUGCAACAGCGUCAGGGAGGCACACAAAACAACGGCGUGGUCCAAUCAGAGUACAGUGUCACUGCAUUAAUGGAGCACCUGAGGGAGAAGGAGGAGCGUAUUUUGGCUCUGGAGGCUGAUAUGACCAAGUGGGAACAGAAGUACUUGGAGGAGAGCGUCAUGAGACAGUUUGCACUUGAGGCGGCCGCUUCUGUUGCUUCUCAAAGGGAUACCUCUGUCGCGAUGUUAAGCCAUUCUCCCAGCAGCAGCUAUGACACAUCAGUGGAGGCUCGCAUUCAAAAAGAAGAAGAAGAGAUUCUAAUGGCUAAUCGCCGAUGUUUGGACAUGGAAAGCAGGAUAAAGAAUCUCCAUGCCCAGAUCAUAGAGAAAGAUGCUAUGAUCAAGGUACUCCACCAGCGCUCCAAGAAGGAGCCAAUCAAGUUAGAUGUGCCAUCUACAAUGAGGCCCUCCAAGUCUCUUAUGUCCAUCUCAAACACUGGUCCUGGAAGUUCAGGGCUACUCUCUCAUGGCAUUGGAGUCAAUAGCUCGGCUGUCACUGAAGAACGCAAAGAUAGCAGUUGGAAAGGGAGCCUAGGGGUUCUGCUUGGUCCAGAAUUUCGCACAGACUCUCUCAGAACAGAAUCUAUCACAUCAUCUCCCUCCCCAGUAUUUCCUCCCACACAAAUUACAGCGGUUCACUCAAAGACAGGCAGCAGGGAUAGCUGCACGCAGACGGACAAGAAUCAGAGUCAGGACACCAGUAAGCCUGGCACCCCAGCCCUUCAGAACAUGAUGGUGCCAAGUCGAUUGUCCAGCCCCAGUCCCGUUCACAUCCCAGAACGUGCAGCUGAUGGGCCAGUGUUUCAUACCAGCACGCUGGAGCGAAGGAUCCCUGUCCAGUCCCAGACCCACUCACAGCAACACCUCCCAGCCACAAGCACUCCACAGGAAGUGGACAAGGAUAUGAUGGAGAUUCUCAUCUGACCCCAUUUUCUCAUCCAAAUGAGAGAAUGGGUGAAAACUCUAUUCACUUUUUGGCAUGUGUCAGCCCUGUGCCACUAUAUAAGUACUGAGCGCCUUCAUUCCAGCAGUGGCUAUACAAUGCAAUUGCAAGUUACUUAGUUACAAGGCCUACUGUAUUUGUACCACUACAGUGUGCAGUUGGCUAGCAAACUACAGUAUGCCUACAACCCAAAAUAUGAGGAUGAGGGGAAUGAGGAUCAAACUUUAUGGGAUGCCCACCCAGACCCAUUUCGAUGGUCCCUCCCAAGUGAAUGCUGGGGGCCAUUACCCCCCCCCCCCCCUCCUCUCCCUGCAACUUUGCACGCCACUGGAAUCCAGCCAAGAAACUAUAACAGUCUCCUUUUGUGAGAGGCUGCUGCUUGUCCCUGCGAGGCUGCGUGUACAUGUGCAAAUGAUUGACAACACCCCUUGAUCAAGGCAUCUGGCUCUACAGUCUCUGAUUGGAUAUUGACACGAAGUGCUAAUUAAGAUUAAAUGACAGGCAGAAAAUGGGCCUAGAAAGGUAUGAUUCCUCAGAAGUUCAUUUAAUAACAUUCUUCUGUCAGGUCAUACUGACAAAAAGUGUUUGUUCUUUUUUAAACUGCAAACUCCAUCUUUAGGUGGAUAUAUUGUGGCGGCUCAAACAUAUGCAGAUGUGGUGGCAUAUGCUAGAACAGGGAUGGGCAACUCAAAUGAUGUAGGGGACCACAGUUCCUAACCAGAUGUAUGACAACAAUGCCAUUUUAAAUAUGAUCAAAAUAUGUGAAUGUUUUUUUAUUGAACUAAUGUAUCUUAAUAUAUGUCAUGCUCAAAUCAUAAUGUGUUGACUAGAUCCACUCUUGAACAACAAAGGGCUUGAAGCGAUCAAAAAAUAACCACAUACUGGAAUUAUUUUUUCCAACACAAAGGGCUCUAUUACAUAAAAAUGACCAUUCAAAGAUGGUACAGAACUGCUGAAUAGCAAACCAACAUUUAGUGCAAGAACUUAUUUGUGCAUUUUUUCACACAAAUCAACUCACUCAAAAUGUUAAUAAUAUCCUGUGUUUGCCCUGCACUUCAUUCAAAACCCCCAAAUUAUGUGGCCUACUCACUUUGCAGGAUAGGGCACUUCACUCUCCUUAGUUAAAGGAGUCCUGUUGUGCGUCUCCCCUGUCCUGCCACUUUUCCAACCCACCAUAUGCAUUUGCAACCUAUUAACGGCGUUAUAUACUGUAUAUCCAUGUUUUUGGGGGAGACAUUUUAGUAACUCCUCAGGCACGUUAAACAAAGUGUCAAAGAUUCUUGUGAAGAAAAAAAAAUCAGUUUGUUGCUUUUAAUUUCAGAGCUCGGCAGCUUGAGUAUACUUCUCGCAUCAACUUUGGUUCCCAGCAUGCAUUGCGCUAUUAUGAUUUUUUUCUGUAAUCAGGACAUUAAUCAUCACUGUUCAAGUGUAUUUAUGUUACCCAAAGUUAGUUGUAGUGUGUCUUGAUUACGGAUGGGUACCUUUCACUAUUUAAACCGGUACAGUACCUAUUCCCGGUAGUGGGAAUCGAUACCGGUACUCAGUGGAACCCAUUUUUGGUCCUUUUGUCUGUUGAGUGGAUGGGAGAAUUUCAAAUUUCAAAAAAUCUAUUUAACAUUUAUUUUUCCAUAUAAUCCUAUACACUUUGACAUAUAUAACAAAGCAAGAAGAAGAAGAAGAAGAAUCACCUUUUAUUGUCAUGAACAUGCAUGAAUGCACAUGAAAUCUCUUCUCUGCAUUUAACCCAUCACAGUGAACACAUACACACGUUAGUGGAACACACUGGAGCAGGGGGCAGCUGAAGCGCCCGGGGAGCAUUUCGGGGUAUCAGUGUCUUGCUCAAGGACACCACAGCCGUGAGUCCGGGUGAUGUUGACGGAUGGUCCAGUCGGUGUCUUGAACCUAAGGUCCCCCACGGUGGCAGGUGAUGAUCUUAACCAUUGGGCCAUGGCAACAUCUUAAGUUUAAAACAAAUCAGCAAAAGAGGAUGGAAUAAACAAAUGAAUACAGUACAAGGUAUAAUCUUUUACCAAUAAUAAUAAUAAGGUGUACACGGUAGAUGACUGGUUAGCACAUCUGCCUCACAGUUCUGAGGACCCGGGUUCUAAUCUGGCCUCGCCUGUGUUUAACACGUUCUCCCCGUGGGGUUUCUCAGGGUACUCCGGUUUCCUCCCACAUCCCAAAAACAUGCACGGUAGGUUAAUUGAAAACUGUAAAUUGCCCGUAGGUGUGAAUGUGAGCGCGAAUGGUUGUUUCUUUCUGUGCGCCCUGCGAUUGGCUGGCGACCAGUUCAGGGUGUACCCUGCCUCUCGCCCAACGAUAUCAGGGAUAGGCUCCAGCACGCCCGCGACCCUACAGAGGAUAAGUGGUACGGAAAAUGAAUUAAUGAAUAAAGUAUAAAUAA